This is a messenger RNA of Phasianus colchicus (ring-necked pheasant), 3528 nucleotides long. It is a transcript of the gene P4HA1, whose product is annotated as prolyl 4-hydroxylase subunit alpha 1. NCBI's taxonomy places the organism in Eukaryota, Metazoa, Chordata, Aves, Galliformes, Phasianidae. Gene Ontology annotation, biological process: peptidyl-proline hydroxylation to 4-hydroxy-L-proline. Gene Ontology annotation, molecular function: iron ion binding; protein binding; procollagen-proline 4-dioxygenase activity. The record is from RefSeq and is a predicted model, not a curated record. Gene Ontology annotation, cellular component: endoplasmic reticulum.
GGCGGCACCGCGCGCGCGGAGCGUGACGGCGGCGGGCGGCUCGCGGGGCUCCGUCUGCGGCACGCGGCCCGCACGCUCCCUCAGGUACCUGGUGAGGUGACAGCUGUGAGCUACAGCUAUGGCAUCCAACAAGAUGUGGUACACCGUUGCCCUUGGAUUUCUGCUGCCUUUUUCUUAUGCCCAUACAGACUUCUUCACCUCAAUUGGCCAUAUGACAGACUUAAUUAACACAGAGAAAGAUCUGGUGAUUUCACUGAAAGAUUACAUCAAGGCAGAGGAAAGCAAGCUGGAACAGAUCAAAAAAUGGGCAGAGAAAUUAGAUAAGUUGACAGAUACUGCUACGAAAGACCCUGAAGGUUUUUUGGGACAUCCUGUAAAUGCAUUCAAGCUGAUGAAACGGCUUAACACAGAGUGGGGCGAGCUGGAGAGCCUGGUUCUGAAGGACAUGUCAGAUGGCUUCAUCUCCAACAUGACGAUCCAGCGGCAGUUUUUUCCGAAUGAUGAAGAUCAGACUGGUGCAGCAAAAGCCCUCUUGCGGCUUCAAGACACGUAUAAUUUGGAUACAGACACCCUCUCAAGAGGGAAUCUUCCAGGUGUAAAGCACAAAUCCUUUUUAACAGCUGAAGAUUGCUUUGAGCUGGGGAAGAUUGCGUACACAGAGGCUGAUUACUACCACACUGAGCUCUGGAUGGAGCAAGCUCUGAAACAGCUGGAUGAGGGAGAAGUGUCUUCUGCAGAUAAAGUCUAUAUUCUGGACUACCUGAGUUAUGCUGUGUAUCAGCAGGGGGAUCUGAGCAAAGCAAUGAUGCUCACCAAGCGCCUUCUUGAACUGGAUCCUGAGCAUCAAAGAGCAAAUGGAAACAUGAAGUAUUUUGAAUAUAUCAUGGCCAAAGAAAAAGAAGCCAAUAAGUCCAGUACAGAUGCAGAAGACCAGACAGAGAAGGAAACUGAGUUUAAGAAAAAGGAUUACCUGCCUGAGAGAAGGAAGUACGAAAUGCUGUGCCGUGGGGAGGGUCUCAAAAUGACUCCUCGGAGACAAAAAAGACUGUUCUGCCGCUACUACGAUGGAAACAGGAAUCCUAGAUACAUUCUGGGCCCUGUCAAACAGGAAGAUGAGUGGGACAAGCCUCGAAUUGUUCGCUUUCUUGAUAUCAUUUCUGAUGAAGAGAUUGAAACUGUGAAAGAACUAGCAAAGCCAAGGCUGAGCCGUGCUACUGUUCAUGACCCCGAGACUGGGAAACUGACCACAGCACAUUACAGAGUCUCUAAGAGUGCUUGGUUGUCUGGAUAUGAAAGCCCUGUGGUAUCUCGCAUUAACACCAGGAUACAGGACUUAACAGGGCUCGAUGUCUCCACAGCAGAGGAACUUCAGGUGGCAAAUUAUGGAGUGGGAGGACAGUAUGAACCCCACUUUGACUUUGCACGGAAAGAUGAGCCAGAUGCUUUUAAAGAAUUGGGAACAGGCAACAGAAUUGCUACUUGGUUGUUUUAUAUGAGUGACGUGUCAGCAGGGGGAGCUACCGUCUUUCCUGAAGUAGGAGCAAGUGUUUGGCCUAAAAAGGGAACAGCUGUAUUCUGGUACAAUCUCUUUCCAAGUGGAGAAGGAGAUUACAGCACACGGCACGCAGCCUGCCCAGUACUAGUUGGAAACAAAUGGGUGUCCAAUAAAUGGCUCCACGAGCGGGGACAGGAAUUCCGAAGGCCGUGCACGUUAUCAGAGUUGGAGUGAUGCAGAUUCGUCCUUCUCCUCUGUAUUCAGUUUGUGUAAAAUGCACACAUCUCCUACAGUUUACAAUUGACUAACACUCCACUACAGAUUCAGUCUUCAACUACACCAGUGUUUCAUCUGUGGACAAAAAAACCCAUGCUUUUAGUUCCUUCUAAAAUAUUCCCUUUAAGGUUUUAUAAACAGAUUAUAUUGAGUUUAAGGUCUCUGAGUGUUACAGGAAAAAAGAAGAGGACAAAUUACAGAUGAGGGCUACAACCAAGAGUGGUGUUGUGUGGGGUUCCUCCACCGUAGCCCCUCUGACCAGCUACUGCUCGCUCGCUUUGGGCUCGUUGCAACUGUCUGUUGCCCGAUGAUUCAGUGGGAGGGCUCCUUUCUAAGGAAGGCUGAAUUAAAGCAGUUUCUAUUCUUCUAUUUUUAGACAUCUGACUCCUUGCUUUUCUAGAGUGCGUGAAAACUGUGGCCGUGGUUUGUCUUCAUGUGGAAAAGAGCCUGUUAUCUGUUUUGGCCUGUUUUCCUACUUCCAUAAAAGCCCAAAUUUUUGGUCAGUCUUCCUUCUUAGCUUCUACAGUGAAUUUGGCUCUUAAUCAUGAAAACGUGAGCCAGCAGUUGCACGUGCAUCAAUGAAAUGCUUCAGCAGCGUUACGUCAAACGCAUGCCUGCGUCAGAACAGCCUGACGGUGAGCAGGGCCCAUCUCCUCUGUUUUUUUUUCUCUAUUGUUUGUCCACAUCAAAAGAAACAAAUGCUGCUUUUAUUCUUUCUUAGUAGUAAAUACAUCUGUUCCUUGGGCAGUGGGGAUGGGAAUGUUUCCGUCUUCAUUAAUAGAAGUAAUUGUGCCUUAGGACACUGGAAUUUCAAAUUGGUUAUGAGACUUCAGGUGAUGAGGUAACACAGUUGUCACAGAAUGCUCUCCACCCCUGUCCUCCCAGUUCUCAAGUUCUGUGAGAAAUAGAUGGCCUAUUUAUAAUCCUAGAUCAUUUUUAGAUGCUUUUUCUUUUGCAGAUGUUUUUGCUGCUGUGGGUGCUGCGUGCAGCCUGCAGCAGUGACAUGCCUUUAGUUAGGGGAUGCUGCUCACACAGGGCCAAGGCUCUGCCUGUUCUCCCUGCUCUGCUGUUGCUCACCUCACAGAGGCUGCUCCAUCAGCUGGGGCUCGUGCUGGUGAGCAGGGAAGCACUGGAAAGGCGCCGUAGCAGAGGCUGUGGUGUUGCUCACUUUGCUGUUGCCAGUCCCAUGAGUCAGGCUGGAGCUGUGCUGAUCAUCCCAUGCACCCACACACGUGUGAGCGCACACACACACACACAUACAGUCCCCAAGUCAGCAGUGCAGUAGAAGAACUAGCUCACAGUGACUUUCAAGACUGUGGUUUGUGAUGAGCCUUCCUUAAGCUGAGAUGACAUUGAAACCUCUGAGGGAGAUGUGGCAGCUGUUGGACUUCUGUUCUGCUCUUGAGAUUCCUGUGGGAGGAAUAACUGCUGUCCCUGCUUCCCGCCCAGCACAGAAGGAACUGAGCAGAGUGAGGAGGGACUGCAGCAGAUUCCCUUUCCUUAGCCAUCCUUCUUCAACAGCGGGAUUUUUAGCUAAAUGGCUGAGUAUUCCACUAGCAUGAGAACAAGAAUUAAAGUGAGCUGCACCAGAUUCUGCCUAAACAGUCUGAUUUUCUGGAUGAUGAUGGUUGUUACUGAUGUAGGGGUCAAGCUGAAGUCUUUACCAAGGAAAAAAGUUCCAAUUUUAGUUAAUUGGGUUUUCUGCCUCUACAAGAUCUUGAAAAUUGAGCCAAAAGGUAGAAGAAACCAACAGUUAA